CCUCUUGGCAAAGGGAAGGGGCCGGGCCUCGGCUGGCUCCGCAGUCGAUUGCAAAGGGCUGGGUUUCGCCCUGCAAGGGAAAAAAAAGGGGGGGGGCUUCGUUUGCCUGGCCUUUGGGGCUGGCCACCGACUUCUUGCUAGGGGCGGACGCGCAGACCCCCCCCAAAAAAGUGGGGAGGGGAGGAGGAGGCAAAAGGAACCCCGUGGAUUGCAAGCCGCCGGCCCCCCCCCCCCCCCGAAGGCCGUUUCCCUCCCGCGCGCCUCGCCUCCCUGUCCAAACAAUGUUCCAGACGUUAUAUAACUACUUCUGGUGGGACCGCCUCUGGCUGCCGGCGAACCUAACCUGGGCCGACCUCGAAGACAACAAUGGGCAGGUGCACGCCAAGGCCUCCGACCUCUACGUCACCUUCCCUUUGGCCUUCGUGUUUCUUCUGCUCAGACAUCUCUUUGAAAUGUACGUGGCCACCCCUCUAGCUGCUCUCCUGAACGUCAAGGACAAAGUACAAUUAAAAGCCACGCCAAAUCCCGUCUUAGAGACCUUCUACUCCUCUUCUUCCAAACAUCCCAAACAGCCGGAUAUCGAGGCCCUUUCCAAGAAAUGUGGCUGCACUGCACGGCAGGUGGAGAGGUGGUUUCGCCGGCGACGCAAUCAGGACCGGCCCAGCUUGCUCAAGAAGUUCCGAGAAGCCAGUUGGAGAUUCACAUUUUACCUUCUUGCUUUCAUUGCUGGCAUGUCUGUGAUUGCAGAUAAACCCUGGUUUUAUGACUUACGGACAGUUUGGGAAGGUUAUCCCAUUCAGACCCUGCUCCCUUCCCAGUACUGGUACUAUGUCAUCGAGCUGUCGUUCUACUGGUCUCUGCUUUUCAGCGUCGCCUCGGAUGUGAAGCGGAAGGAUUUCACGGAGCAGAUUAUCCACCAUGUAGCGACCAUCAUUCUGAUUACGUUCUCUUGGUACACAAACUACAUUCGAGCCGGGACGCUGGUUAUGGCUUUGCACGACGCCUCUGAUUACCUGCUAGAGUCCGCAAAGAUGUUUAACUACGCCGGGUGGAAGAACACUUGCAACAACCUCUUCAUCGUCUUUUCUGUGGUCUUCAUCAUUUCGCGGCUUAUCAUCUUUCCCUUCUGGAUCCUGCGCUGUACGGUGAUCUACCCCUUGGACGUGUACCCUGCUUUCUUCGGCUACUAUUUCUUCAACUCCAUGAUGAUUAUCCUUCAAUGUCUACACAUAUUUUGGGCAUACUACAUCAUGCGCAUGGCCCAUAAAUUCAUAACUGGAAAGAUGGUGAAAGAUGAACGCAGCGACCACGAUGAAACCGAUAACACGGAAGAGGAAGAGGAGGAGAAGGUGGGGGCUGCGGCAGGGCACAGCACCAAGAACGGCCCGCUGACCAACGGGCACCCCGUCUUGAACAAUAACCACCAGAAAGCCGACUGAUUCCGAACCCGCUCCGGCUCUAGCUGGCCCACCGUUUUGCCGCGAUCUGAGAAUCUGGAGGCCGUUCCGAAAACUUUCCCGCCAGGCGAACGUCAUUCCACCGAGCGCCGAAGGGGGGCCCUCCGCUCUCCGACGUUUGUGACCCCCUUCCUCAAACGUUGGCGGCCGCGCGGGCUUUGGGUUCGCCGAGAUAGGAAAGGGCUCGGAUGCUCCCGCCGUCUCGCAGUUUCCUUAGGAGAGAUAAAGCCAUUCCCGAUGGCCUCUUUUUCUGACGGGGCAGCUACUGGAAAGUUGGAUUCUUCAGGGGGAAGUGGGGAGGGGGGAGACAAAUGUCCUUUUUCUCCGGCCCUUGGUCUUUCACCAAACUGCCUUAAAGAUUAAAAGCCUGGGGUGAAGAGGACCCCGAGACUGUUGCCUUUUGCAUUUCUCUCUCUCCUUUCUCCUAACCUUACAAAUCGGCUCACUACUCAAAAGCGACGGGAAAGGAAGCACUGUACUACAAGUAACAUUCCCCCCCCACCACCACCCUGCUGCAGCAAUUCUUUUUGAUUCUCUGUUCUGGUAACAACCCCUUAAAAGCCCCGGACCAAUCCUCCUUUUUUUUUUUUUCCCCUGUGCCAAAAGCUUUGUCACAUUUUUUAAAAAGAAAUCUGGGCUUCUUCUGCUCUCUUGACUUCCUUUCCUGCUUCUUCCCGCAAGAAACGCGAUACAGGAAAAGAACAUUAAGAUAUUGGGGGUUCACCUCUGUAAUUUUCGAAGGCUGGUGGGGGGAGGGGGGAAGCGUUUGGGGUGAACAUUGGUUUUCUGCUGCGCUCGCUCCGUCUGAAGGCUUCUUCCUUCCGGAUUCGGGAGAGGGCAGGCAUGAGUUUUACACAAGAGUAGGACUGUUAUUCCCUGCUUCCUGGCCCUAGAGCUGCAACUCAGUUUGCUUGAGUUUCUACACUGGGGGUGAGGGAGAGCCCUCUCCUAUUAACCAGUCUCAGAUCUACUAGUUUUUUUUUUAAUAGGGGGGGGGGGGUUGCACAUGAGUUGGGCCUUUGCCCCCUCUUCCGGCUGCAAAGCCCCUUCGAUCCUUGAAGAUGUUCGUUACACUCUGUAGAAGUCAUGCUACGUACAUCUAUAUUCCUUUGGGGAAAAUAAAUUCUUUAUUUUUGGGGGUAGGUUGGUGGGGGGAAGAAAUCCAGAAUAUUCUUUAGACGCUCCAAAACUCAUUGGGGAUAGACAUUAUUGGAUGCCUGAAAUGCCUUUUUCUCCUCCCCCCCCCCCAAGUUCCGCCCUGCUGCCUUCUCUAAGAGCGACUGUUAAAUAGGUAUGUUUUUUCCAAAAAGAAAGUGGAGAACUAUUUAAUUAAAGAGGUACCGUCUCCCUGCCCGGUUUCCGAGGAGCGUGUGCACGCGAGGUUGCAUUUGAGGCUGUGAGAUGAUUGCAGCAGUUCAGUGUGUUGCCUCCAUACGCUCCCCCCCCCCCCCCCGAAAUACGGAUGCAUGCCUGUCCAGCUGCAUUUCUGUACAAAACAGACACUAACACACACACAAAUGAGCCAUACACCUCUCCUUUCACCUCCCGUUUUUGUUGCUGGGGGUGGGGGGAGAAACCACGCACGACCUCUUAGGGCUGGAAUGGUUUUUGUGGUUCUGAUCUGCAGACGGCUACACCUUCCCCUUUCUCUAUCAUGUCACCCCUCGUUGGGGGUUGGGGGGAAGAGAUGUUCUACCAUGAUUGGGACAGAAUCCUGGGCCCCAAAAGUGAGGUUUUGGCCGCCUCAUCCUCCUCGUUUUGAGCUCUGAAGCAGAAUCUUUCCCCCGACCCCUUAAUUUAUUAGUUAGGACUUCUGCAAACCCAAAGAGAGGGAACGCAAACCGGGGCUCAGCUUGAAGGACAGGCCCCUACUUGGCGGGAGCAGACGGCAAGCGCGCGUUUUCCCACAUCUUAGCCACAAAAGGCUGAGGUGCACGAGGGGAGGGGUGGGGGUGGUACACAAGGACCAGUAACCUUCCGUUCAGACCAAAAUGUUUUUUUUUUGUUUAAAAUAUAUUAAAAGCCUAAAUAAAACUAAUAAACAUCUGUUUAAAAAGA
Messenger RNA from Heteronotia binoei (common prickly gecko), 3515 nucleotides. RefSeq names its product ceramide synthase 2 (gene CERS2). NCBI's taxonomy places the organism in Eukaryota, Metazoa, Chordata, Lepidosauria, Squamata, Gekkonidae. Gene Ontology annotation, biological process: ceramide biosynthetic process. Gene Ontology annotation, cellular component: membrane. Gene Ontology annotation, molecular function: sphingosine N-acyltransferase activity; DNA binding. The transcript is spliced from 11 exons. The record is from RefSeq and is a predicted model, not a curated record. Bases 282 to 1439 code for a protein of 385 amino acids.